Molecule: messenger RNA, 3281 nt
Organism: Mastomys coucha (southern multimammate mouse)
Lineage: Eukaryota; Metazoa; Chordata; Mammalia; Rodentia; Muridae
Gene: Gphn
Product: gephyrin
Exons: 24
Coding region: 129-2426 (765 amino acids)
Biological process (GO): glycine receptor clustering; Mo-molybdopterin cofactor biosynthetic process; gamma-aminobutyric acid receptor clustering
Cellular component (GO): dendrite; postsynaptic membrane; cytosol
Molecular function (GO): molybdopterin molybdotransferase activity
Source: RefSeq, a predicted model, not a curated record
CUCGCUCGCCUCGCGCACUCCGGGCGCCCUCGCUCUCGCGCUCUCCGAGGCAAGCGCGCUCCCGGCCGGCGCGCUCCGGGCUCCGGCUUCUCCCGGCUCCUGUCAGUGCGGUGACUGCGCUGGGAAACAUGGCGACCGAGGGAAUGAUCCUCACCAACCACGACCAUCAAAUCCGCGUCGGAGUCCUCACAGUGAGUGAUAGCUGCUUCAGGAAUCUUGCAGAAGACCGCAGUGGGAUAAAUCUAAAAGAUCUUGUCCAAGAUCCUUCUUUAUUGGGUGGGACUAUAUCAGCAUACAAGAUAGUACCAGAUGAAAUAGAAGAAAUUAAGGAAACACUCAUAGACUGGUGUGAUGAAAAGGAACUUAAUUUGAUAUUAACAACUGGAGGAACAGGGUUUGCACCACGAGAUGUCACUCCAGAGGCCACAAAAGAAGUAAUAGAACGGGAAGCGCCAGGGAUGGCCCUGGCAAUGCUGAUGGGAUCACUUAAUGUUACACCUCUGGGCAUGCUCUCUAGACCAGUGUGUGGAAUAAGGGGGAAAACUCUGAUAAUUAACCUACCUGGUAGCAAGAAAGGAUCUCAGGUAAUACUGCCAGCUCUACCUCAUGCCAUUGACCUUUUACGUGAUGCCAUUGUAAAAGUAAAGGAGGUGCAUGAUGAACUUGAAGAUUUACCUUCCCCACCACCUCCUCUUUCUCCACCUCCUACAACUAGCCCACAUAAACAGACAGAAGACAAAGGAGUUCAGUGUGAAGAAGAGGAAGAAGAAAAGAAAGACAGUGGUGUAGCUUCAACAGAAGAUAGCUCCUCAUCACAUAUAACUGCAGCAGCUCUUGCUGCAAAGAUUCCAGACUCCAUCAUUUCUCGUGGUGUUCAGGUGCUCCCACGAGACACAGCCUCCCUUAGCACUACUCCUUCAGAAUCGCCCCGUGCUCAGGCUACAUCUCGCCUCUCUACAGCUUCUUGUCCAACACCAAAACAAAUUAGACGGCCGGAUGAAAGCAAAGGAGUUGCUAGUAGAGUUGGAUCCCUCAAAGCUCGGCUUCCGUCGUGCUCAUCUACCUAUAGUGUAUCUGAGGUCCAGUCCAGGUGCAGCAGCAAGGAGAACAUUCUAAGAGCCAGUCACAGUGCCGUAGAUAUCACCAAGGUGGCUAGAAGACAUCGCAUGUCUCCUUUUCCGCUGACGUCUAUGGACAAAGCCUUCAUUACAGUCCUGGAGAUGACUCCGGUGCUUGGUACAGAAAUCAUCAAUUACCGAGAUGGAAUGGGGCGAGUCCUUGCUCAAGAUGUAUAUGCAAAAGACAACCUACCCCCAUUCCCUGCAUCAGUAAAAGAUGGCUAUGCUGUUCGAGCUGCUGAUGGUCCAGGGGAUCGUUUCAUCAUUGGGGAAUCCCAAGCUGGUGAACAGCCAACUCAGACAGUAAUGCCAGGACAAGUGAUGCGGGUUACAACAGGUGCUCCAAUCCCCUGCGGUGCUGAUGCAGUAGUACAAGUUGAAGAUACUGAACUCAUCAGGGAAUCAGAUGAUGGUACUGAAGAACUUGAAGUACGAAUUCUGGUGCAAGCUCGGCCAGGCCAAGAUAUCCGACCCAUCGGCCAUGACAUUAAGAGAGGGGAGUGCGUUUUGGCCAAAGGAACACAUAUGGGCCCUUCAGAGAUUGGUCUCCUUGCAACUGUGGGUGUCACAGAAGUGGAAGUUAAUAAGUUUCCAGUGGUUGCCGUUAUGUCAACAGGGAAUGAGCUGCUAAAUCCUGAAGAUGAUCUCUUACCAGGAAAAAUUCGGGACAGCAAUCGAUCAACACUUCUAGCAACAAUUCAGGAACAUGGUUACCCAACAAUCAACCUGGGAAUUGUAGGAGACAACCCAGAUGACUUACUCAAUGCCUUGAAUGAGGGUAUCAGCCGUGCAGAUGUCAUCAUCACGUCAGGAGGUGUAUCCAUGGGGGAAAAGGAUUAUCUCAAGCAGGUGCUGGACAUUGAUCUUCAUGCUCAGAUCCAUUUUGGCAGAGUUUUUAUGAAGCCAGGCUUGCCAACAACAUUUGCAACUUUGGAUAUUGAUGGUGUAAGAAAAAUUAUUUUUGCACUACCAGGGAAUCCUGUAUCAGCUGUGGUCACCUGCAACCUCUUUGUUGUACCUGCACUGAGAAAAAUGCAGGGUAUCUUGGAUCCUCGGCCAACCAUCAUCAAAGCCAGGUUAUCGUGUGAUGUAAAACUGGACCCUCGCCCAGAAUACCACCGGUGUAUACUGACUUGGCAUCACCAAGAACCACUGCCCUGGGCCCAGAGUACAGGUAAUCAGAUGAGCAGCCGUCUGAUGAGCAUGCGCAGUGCCAAUGGAUUAUUGAUGCUACCUCCAAAGACAGAACAGUACGUGGAACUUCACAAAGGCGAGGUGGUAGAUGUCAUGGUCAUUGGACGGCUAUGAUGGUGACCAACAGGAGAAAGUUUUGAUGCAUGUCCACAUAUCAUUGACUGUAUCCUGUAAUAUGCAACGGCACAGCUAGUUUUUCUGAUCUGGAUAAAAGUUGAUCUGUAUACUCAACAUCUUGAACUAUAUUUCAAAUGAAUUUAAAUACCUUUUAAAGAAAAAAAAACACCUAAGAAUAAAUCUCAACAGACAACUCUAUUCUGAUUAUAUCAAAGCAAAAUUUUCCUUUCUUGCAAAUUGCUUUGUGUGUUCAAUGCUAGGUCUGAUAGCGAUAGCUUUUAGUAGACAGCGGUAGGUGCCUGCAGAACUUGUGUUUUUCUCAUCUUUAAAUACAACUACUUAUGCUCUUAAUCAAGGCUGUCUGCUUCUUUAUACUAGUGUAGGCAACACUUGGAUUUCCCUUCUUAGUAUGCUUCAUAACUGCUUUACAGAGAGCUUUUGCUUGUUCUUUAUCAUGUAUCUCGUGUUUAUGUGCACCAUGCCAAAAGAGGAGACUGCGCGGAGGCCCCGCCCUGCCGCAAGAACCUUCCCUGCUGAGCACCCAGGGAAGGUCUCACCCUAGCAGCCUCACGCCACAGUACUCGCAGGCAGUAACUGGAUACCUUUUAUUUGAACAAACAAACUGGGGGAAAUGCUUCCUUAAGUGCUGACAGCCUUUUUAACCAACACAUUUAAAAUUGUACAGAACAAAAAUAAAAUCAAAGACUGAUCUUGUACAGAUAUUAGUGUUACCAGCAUUCACGUGGAAAUCAAGAGCAAAAACAAUGUUAAACAACUCUGUACCAUAACAUUUUCUGUAAUGAUAAUGAAACCUAAUGAAUAAAAAAAAAAAUCCUGAUCAUUAUUUAAAAA